Molecule: messenger RNA, 8331 nt
Organism: Ochlerotatus camptorhynchus
Lineage: Eukaryota; Metazoa; Arthropoda; Insecta; Diptera; Culicidae
Product: titin-like
Exons: 10
Coding region: 275-7039 (2254 amino acids)
Biological process (GO): peptidyl-serine phosphorylation; intracellular signal transduction
Molecular function (GO): protein serine/threonine kinase activity; ATP binding
Source: RefSeq, a predicted model, not a curated record
GCGAGUAUCCGUCGACCGAGUCGGUUCCCCCGCUCUGCUGUUCGGUGGUAGUCACGGUUAAAAGUUUUCAGCAGAUAAACUGGCCGGAGGAGGCGGUUGCCAGAGAACGAACCUAGGAAAAGUACCAGUUGCGAAAGAGAAGAGAAGAAGCUUUAAAGAGAAAAGUGUUUAUUUGCGGCGAAAUCCUAGAAGCAAGUUAAAUUUAUUGUCCACUUGACGUACGUUAUGGUCCGUGUUUGUAAUUGUGAAUCAAGCUAAACGACUAGAAGCAACCAUGCCGCUAUACUCAGAGCUGUAUUACAACUACAUCGGCAAUGCGCCGAUCAUUCCGUCUCCGCUAUCAUCGUCCAUUUUGACGUCCUGCAACUACGCACCUCCAAGCUACGUUGGAGUGUCCCGAGGAUUUCAUAGUCCCAUCAUCGUAGGUCGAACACCGUCCUUUACCCGGGGCUACAUCCCGAAACUCACUCCCAUCACAGAGACUCCGCUCAUCUCGGCCCGUGUAACGGCCUUGACGCGAGCCAACUCGUCCAAGUAUCAUCCUCACACUUCACCGACCUACCAGAAGCCACGACGUGUCAUCAACACCGCAGACAUCGAUGUCUCAGCCAGUCGCUAUGUACGAGAUCACACUCCAAAACGGUUCCUCCCAUCAUCUCCAACCUCAUCCGCGUCACCGGAUCGUAACAAUAACAUCACCAGCACCUCCAUUUCCACCUCCUGCACCACUUCCUCCAUAUCCUCGCCCACAACAACCACAAUUAGCGCCCGGGAGCAGGAGCUCAUGGACCGCGUUGAACAACGCAGGCAAAGAUCCACCAUCAAUCGUAACCGGACCGUCGUUCGGCUCAACACAAUCCGUGCCCGGAGCAAGUCUCGCGGCAGUCGAGGCAGCACCGAACGGAAAUCUCCCCACCGAUCGCCAGAUCCGGAACCGUCCUUCGAAGAAGAAAUGCUACUCUACAAGGAACCACAAGCCAAGAAUACCUCAUGGAGGGAUCAAUUCCGCGACGAACUCUUGCUGCGGCCCAAGAAGGCCGAACCCAUAAAAAGCCCCGGAGAACUACUGCUGGAGAAACAUCUCAUCCGUGAGGAUGAAGACAUGCCAAUUCUCCUGGAACAAAUCAUCGUUAGCACCUCCCCAGUCAUGAAACGCCGCGGAACGAUCCGAAGAAAGAGCGCCAUCAAAAUCCCCAGCUUCCACGAAAUCUGCGAAGACAUCAAUUCGGACAAACUGGACGACGGCCUCAACGCCGGAGAACUCCGGCGGCGAGCCUCGCAAAUCAUCGAGGACGAAAUCGCUCAAUUCCAGCAGGAACUACAAAAAGCCAACGGAAUCAUCAACGACGACCUCGAAGAACGGCUGAAGGAUGCACUCGAACAGCAGAUCGUCGAGUCCUCCGUCAUCGAAGUCCCUGAAAAGAAGAAACAGAAAAAGAUCAAGCGAACCAGAACGAAACCACUACCGAAGAUCGACGUCGACUACAAAGUGGUGUACGAUCAGGUGGACGCCAAUGGCGCCCCCAUCAAAAUCACCAUGGAUUCACCGAUUAUCGAGACUUCAGUGCCGCCGAAGAUAAUGGCCGAAGUGGAAUUGAUCGAAGAAUGUACCGUACUGAAUCUGCCCAAUAAAAAGAAGCGAGCAGACGGCUACUCCAGUCCGGAAACCACUCCAAAGAAAACAGAUCAAGGGACGCUAUCCGCGCCUCCACUGCAAAAGAUCGAAGUGCUUAUCAUUGACCUACCCGAACCGAAUUUUGUGCCGAUGAAACCAGCGGUACAAGAACCCACAAGAAAGAUUGAACAAACGAAACCACCGGCAGCGAAGAAACCGGAACCACCGGAGAAAAGGGUGCUGAGCGAUUUGGCCGAGAGAAAGAAGACUUUGGAGCUGCAGAAGAAGAUGGAGACACUGGCGAAACUCACCGAGCGGAAGCUUCCGGCUGAGUCAAUCCCCGCCGUCACUACUACGUUGGAAUACAACAAGAAGACUGAGCUAAAGCAAACAAGUCAAGCUGACGCGAAAAGUCAGCCCAAGGAGGAGAUUAAACCCAUGGAAAAGACUGAGGAAAAAGUGAAGGAGCUUGCUAAAGUGGCACUUCCCAAACCAUUUGUGCCUGUUCCAGCUGAGAAGGCCAAAUCGGUGGCAGCAGACGCUACCAAAACUCUUGACCCAACGACACAAAACAAAUCAACCCCGAAAGUCCCCGAUCCGUCAAAGGAUCCUCCGAAAUCGGUAGAUCAGGAAGCGUUGAAAAAGUGUACCACCGAGUCAGAUUCUUCCAAAAAAGCUGCAGUUGAAGUGCCUCCAAAACCGGCUCUACAGUUGAAAAAACCAGCCACGGAGGGAUUGGAUUCUCCCAAAAAGGUUGCAAUUGAAAGGCCUCUGGAAUCGGUACCUCAGGAAACGGCUAAGCUUCCAUUGAAGAAGUCUACCGGUGAGCCAGCUUCUUCCGAAAAAGUUGUAGCUGAAACACUUAUGAAGGAUCCUUCAAAAUUGGUACCCAAAGAACCUUCAAAACUUCAAAUAAAGUCUACCGUGGAGCCGGAUUCUUCCAAAACAGUAUCAGUUGACAAACCUACUACGGAUCCUCCGAAAUCGGCAGCCCAAGAACCAUCCAAACUUCAGACCAAGAAGUCUAUCGCAGAACCGGAUUCAUCAAAAACAGUCGCAACUGAAACACUUUCAAUGUAUCCUCCAAAACCGGUGGCCCAAGAACCUUCCAAACUUCUGUUGAAGAAGUCUUCCACGGAGCCGGAUUCUUCCAAAAAAGAUACAGGAGAAACGCUUUUAAAAGAACCUCCGAAAUCGGUAGUCCAAGAACCUUCUAAAAUUCAAUUGAACAAGUCUACCAUGGAACCGGACUCAUCCAAAACAGUUGAAGCGCCCGAAGCGCCGAAAAAGACGGAAGUCCCAAUUCCAAAGCAGGUGCCCUCUGUCGCAACUCUCCCGAAGAAACAGAUUCCAAAGCAGCUACCACCAGUUCCGGACCUCCCGAGCGAUUCCUCCCAGCCAACGACUCCCACAAAAAUACUCAAGAAAGCAACCGACAACAAAACACAGCCACCAGACUCCCCCAAGUCUCCGAAAUCCUUCGCCAAACCCGACGAAGCUGUUCCGAAGGCGACGGCGAUGACGACUCCGGAGCAGCUUCCCAAGGUGGUUCCCGAAGUGGCGAAACCAAAACAACCGCUUCUCAAACCGGUUGCAGUGCGUAAGAAGACGGUGGAUCUAAAUCUUCUCACCCAGCAGCAGCAGGAUGAACAGGACUUCUGGGGCAACAUGAAAACGCGGGAAACGGUCGCGUUCGCGCGCCGGAAGGAACACAUCGAGCGAAAGAACCAGAUGAUUAUGCUCAAGUUUUGGGAACAGGAGGACGAGAACACCGGGGAAGAAGCGCAGAAUGGUUCGCCACCGCCGAACGAGAAGUCGAAGGUUAUCACUACGAAGGUGAUGACGUCUCCUGUGACGGUAGGAAUAGAAAUGCCACAGUGGCCGAAGCCGAUGGAAGAAGAGGACGUUUCCACUGAGGUCGUUGCAAGAAAGGCGUUCGAAGUAACGCCAGUAAAGCUGGAAGAUCUCAAGAAGAGUACAGCGGUGGAGGAAUCUCCGAAAGAGGUUCCGAAGUUUGGAUUAAGAAAAGUACAAAAGCUUGAGGAAUCUCCGGAGGGAAGUCUUAAAAAAAUGACAGGGCAAGAGAAGAUGGAAACAAAGGACAAUCUUAAGAAGAUUUCUUCAGCAGACUUUAACGAAUCGCAAAAAACUAAAGAUCCUCAGGAGACAGCUACCAAGGCAGGUUUUCUCGGACUUAAAAAUGCCCCCGUGGCAGACAAAAUUAAGAAUAAAGAGUCAACCGAGGAAGCUUCCAAAGCAGGCUUCGUCGGUCUCAAAAAAGUGGUAGAGUCCAAGGAAGCUCCGAUCGAGGAUGCUCCCAAAACGGGUUUCUUCAGUCUGAAAAUGACUCCCGCGGUAGAAUCGAAAGAACCUCCAAAGGAGUCAACUAAGACUGAAGAAUCACCGGAAGAAUCUCCCAAUGCAGGAAUCAUCAGUCUUAAGAAGACCCCAGUGGUGGAAUCCAAGGAAGCUCCAAAGGAGCCGCAAAAGACUUUGGUUUCAAAAACUUCUCCAAAGACAAAAGAACCACAGGGAGAAGCUCCAAAAGCAGGUUUCUUCGGCCUCAAGAAGACACCUGCGCCUGCGGCGGAGGCGAAGGAUUCCGCAAAAGAACCACAAAAGACUAAAGAACUACCGGAAGAGCCUCUCAAAGUAGGUUGCUUCGGUCUCAAGAAGACCCCAGCUGUGGCGGAGACUAAGGAAGUCCCACCAACUCCAAAAGACUCUGAAUCGAACAAGCUUCUUGUUCCAGCAGGUCAAGAAUCACCUAAGAUGCUAAUCAAUCAAAAACUAUCGCCAAAGGAGAUGAUCAAAGCCAUAGCGCCUACGAUCGCCGCCGAAGCGGAAAAGAAAAUGGCACAGGUGCAGAAAGUUCCCAAGAAAACUUCGCCGGUCAAACAGGAAAAGCCAACCGCCGCCAUCAAGCAGGAAGCUGCCCCGAAAGGGAAACAACCCGAGCCGCAGGCGGCCGUUGAACCCAAGCAAUCGUUAGCCGGAGCCGAAGCAGGUGUCGUAGCAGGAGCCGAAGCGAAGAAAACGACGACGAAGAUUGUGAAAAAAGUGAUUAAGGUGGUGAAACCGAAGGGGCAAGCGGAUGCAGCAGCCAAGGCCGAAGCGGACCGGCUCGAAGCCGAACAACGCCGGAAAGCGCAGGAAAAUGUCGAAAAAAUGAAAGCCAAAGUAAACCAGAUUACGCUCAAUAUGGGUGCGAAGCUUGACGUGGAGAUUAAGGAAUGUGCCAAGUGCCAACAGGCGUCACUAUCGGAUAAAACGGCGGUGCUUCCUGUAAACAAACCGACGGCUACAGCGAAGAAGCCAUCAACCGCCGAUGAUAAGCCGAAGACGGAAGGGGGAAAGCUGACGAAGAAUAAAUUUGGCGUCGUGUCCAAUUUAAGUAAUCUAUCGGUGGCGAACGCUAGUAAUCAAUUAGUUAGCAACCAGGUGUCAACGGGCGCGGAUCAGCAACAGAAGAAGAAGAAACCUCAGCAAUCGAAUCAAGUGAAUCGGAACCGGCGGUACUCUUCCAGCAGUAACGAGGAAGACGAGGAAGAUACUGCGGCUUCGGAGACAUCGUUUUCAGGCAUCGAGGACGACUGGUCAUCAGACGGGGAGGAAGAAGACGAAGACAUGGCCAACGACAAGCCAGAGAAGAAGAAGUUCGACCCGCAGAAGCGCGUUAAGUUGAACAUUGAGCAGAUGCGCAAAUGCUACUCCAAAGAAGAAAAAUGCCCAAUUGUGUUGGUGGCACGUCCGAGGCCUCUGUGGAAGGUGAAGCGACGCGGACACGGACACAACCGGAAGGCAGACCUCACCAGCAGCAGCAGUGGCAGCGAAGACGAGUCCGGAACCGCCACGGAUCAGACCUCGUCGGGAGCGGCGUCCACCGUGGAUACCUCGUCCGACUUGAACACCGACAGCAGUGUCAACAGCAGUCGCGGUCCCAAGAACAACAAGAAGAAACAAGUGAAAUCCGGCAGCAAAACCAGUGACGUCGGUAGUGACAUCUAUGACAAUCCGAUGGUGAUCCCGUUGCACUCGGAACCCAAGAGUUCCGUGGUUGUCAGCAGCAAGGAUGAAAACAACAACGACAGCACUGGCCAGCUGCCGGUCGACGGAGAAGAAGGUGAAAACGGUGAAAAUGACAAGAACAGUGGGAACCACGAGAUCCGAAGCACCAGCACCAGCAGCCACGAUUCGGGCUUCUACGGCGGUGGAACGGCACCGAUCAGCCCCAAGAAAGCCAUGGAAACAUCCUACACGUAUGCACAAUUUCAGAAAACGGGUAAACUCACAGCUCCGGCUACGGUGAUACCUCGUUUUAGGAAAUACAACGUUGAUGAUUUCCAUUUUUUGACUGUGUUAGGAAAGGGUAGUUUUGGAAAGGUAUUUUUAGCUGAGCUAAGGAACACAGAGUACUAUUACGCGGUGAAAUGCCUGAAGAAGGACGUCGUGCUGGAGGACGACGACGUGGACUGCACGCUGAUCGAGCGGAAGGUGCUAGCACUCGGCACGAAGCAUCCAUUUUUGUGCCACCUGUUUUGUACGUUUCAAACAGAUAGCCAUUUAUUUUUCGUCAUGGAGUACCUGAACGGGGGUGAUUUGAUGUUUCACAUACAGCAGAGCGGACGAUUCCAGGAAGCGCGGGCACGGUUCUACGCCGCCGAGAUCGUCUCCGGGCUCAAGUUCCUACAUCGGAAGGGUAUUGUUUAUCGUGAUCUUAAGCUGGACAACGUCCUUCUGGACUACGACGGUCACGUGCGGAUAGCGGACUUUGGCAUGUGCAAGCUGGAGAUCUACCUGGACCGGUUGGCGGACAGUUUCUGCGGCACACCGGAUUACAUGGCGCCUGAAAUCAUUAAAGGUCAGAAAUACAACCAAGCCGUCGAUUGGUGGUCAUUCGGUGUGCUGGUGUAUGAAAUGCUCGUCGGACAGUCACCCUUCAGUGGUUGUGACGAGGAUGAGCUAUUCUGGUCCAUCUGUAACGAGAUUCCAUGGUUUCCGCACUUCCUGUCGAAGGAUGCACUCAAACUGCUGCAGUCGCUCCUGGAGAAGGACGCCACGAUACGGUUAGGUUGUUUCAACACGAUGGACGAAGACAGCGACCUCAAGUAUCAUCCGUUCUUUGAAAGUAUUGACUGGCAGAAGCUGGAAAGAAGGGGACUGGAGCCACCGUUCAAGCCACAAGUGCGACAUCCUUUGGACACGCAGUAUUUCGACAAGCAGUUCACACGCGAGCGAGCGCGCCUGACGCCGAUCGAUCGCAACAUUCUGGCCUCGAUGAACCAGGGGCAGUUUGAGGGCUUCACCUAUACCAAUCCAAACAACACGCUAACGAAAUUGCGGAAAAAGCAACAGAAGAAAGAAAAGAAAAUGUAUUUUUGUCCUCAAUGUGGUGAUAUUAAAGUAACGUAUAAUGUAUUUUAGAAAAACCCAAAAAGAUUAGCCACACAAAAGAUUUUUCUACUAUUUUCUACACCGAUUAGCGAUUAGAGUGUAACCGUUAUAUUGUAUUGCUGUUGCGCGAACCAAACGAUUGUGUUGACACAGAAAAAAAAAAUGAGUGGUGAAGGUGUGUAAAAUUAGGAACCCCAAAAAUUAAAAAGUGAAAUUUUACGCCAAUGAAAACGAAUCUCGUUUAUUUUAUUUUAUUUAUUUUUUGCUGUUUCUAAAUGACCAAAAGUACGCAGAACGAUUUUUGGACUGCAAUUUUUACGACUCAGCACAAGCAAACGUUGACUUUUUUGACACCACAUUUUUGACAGCUGGAAAAACGAUGUUUUUAUUGUACUCCUGUGACUGAUCUAUUCGCGCGCGUACAACAACUAAAAAACCCUCACAACCUAUCGACCUCCAUACCCCGUAACUGACGCAUUUUCCCCCACUUCCAUAUACGUAACCUGAAUGUCUGUGAACCGUCAAACGAUACUCAUACCCCUUCAACAUACAAACCGUAUAUAGAACAGAGCAACUCAAACACUAAUGCAAACAAUACGAUUCUCUAUUCGACAACAAACCAACACCAACAGGACCUCCGAAAUCACUUACCACCCGAUACGCAUCGCAAGUCGCUCGUUACACGUUUACCGAAGACCACGCUACUAUUGAGACCCUGACACAUAACCCUUCCGAAAAAAACAACAACAACAAUUACAAACAAGAAGAAGCUUCCGCCUAUUUAUUUAUUUUGUUUCGCCGUCGUCGUCAUCGUCGUCGAUUUUCUUUUGAUUUUUGAAGUGUCCCCUCUUCGCUGGUGUUUAAUUUUUGAAUGUGUUGUUAAAAAAUUUCCCGAACGAAAAAAAAGCAACGUGCUAGUGUCGAACCCCUUUUUUUCCCCCUUCCGAAGAAUAUUCCGGAGCGCGGAAUUGCCGGCCCGGCUCCCACGCGCGGCUACGAUGUUAUCUCUCUACUCGCUGUAUACAAAAAAAUGACUCUUUUAUUGGUAGGAUUAGUAGCCAUUGAUUGUUGGAAACAAUGAAUGGACUCACUUUGUAUGUUGAUAUAUCUUUUUUUUUUGUGGAGAGAAAACGAAAAUCUCAUGAAGAAAGAAUUACCUGUGGACGAAGGACGAAGGAGAGAAAGACGAAAACAAGGAAAAAGCCCAGAAAAUCCCUGAUGAAAAAACAUUUGUAAACUUUAUUUCUUGCAUGGUGCAACCGAUUGUAUGUAUUAUAUUUGAGAAAAAUGAGAAAAUGGAAAAUAAAGUAAAAAUGAAUGAA